AUAAAACUCGCAGGAGCUUGUGAUUUUUUUAUAGAAAAACUGCAGCUAAUUUAGUGUAUUUUUUUAUUUCACCGAAUUUUAAAAAUUUGCGGUAGUAGAAUGGACAAUUUAAAGCCGAAAAAUGCUUCGAGAUGGAGAGUGCCUAGUGACACACAGGGAAAUCAGUAAUUCAUAAUUUCCUUGGUUUUAAGGAAGAUGUUAUAAAAUUUCUCUGAAGAAUAUGUAAUAGAAUUAUCUGCACCUGUUGGACCGCUGCCGUCGAGUUCCUCAUGUUCGCCUCAAAACAUGAUACUGCUCAUCAUGUUCCUCCUCUCCUCGGGCAUGUGCCAAACGAAGCCGCGAGACUGCGAAAUCGUCACCAAGCUCAAGGAGAAGGGCCUUGUCCUCCUGUCGGAGAUCAUGCCCUGCGACUAUGUCAAAGAGUUCCUACCGCCGAGUGAGCCUGACGAGCCCGUCGAGGUCGAGUUCGCAGUCUACGUCCAGGACAUCACCUCCUUCAACGCUGCACACAUGGAGUUCCGGAUUGACCUCAUCCUAUACAUGUCGUGGGAAGACACACGACUAAUCCUUGACGACUCAGCGAUGGUCAAGGACCGCCUCUCCAUCGGCCCUCUGCCCUUAUCAGCUUACGCUCUUCAGUACCUCUGGAUGCCUGACCCGUACAUUACUAACUCCAAGAACGCAGCCGUGACAUCGCUGACGACGAUCUACGCAAGUCUGAACAUCCACAGCAACCACACGGUGCGGUACAGCGCGCGCGUGUUCAGCCUCAUCUCCUGCCAGAUGGCCUUCCAGAAAUACCCCAUGGACGUCCAGACCUGCCAGAUCCCCCUGCAAAGCUUCAAAUACUCCAAUCGGCUCAUAAGAUUCAAGUGGCGCAGCGACCGAGCGGUUACUAUAAACCCGGAGCUCAAGCUGCUGCAGUUUCAGGUGCAGCUGAGCCGAUACUUCGAGAUAAACAAGACCAUAGAAGAGUUCGGAGGCUACGGAAGCCGAUCGAUGUCGGCUCUUACGUUCGAGUUCAAGUUUUACCGCUUGAUCGGACAUCACCUGCUGCAAACUUAUACUCCGUCCUUCCUGAUGGUAGCGCUGACGUGGUAUAGUUUCUGGCUAGGGCUUGACGCUGUGCCGGGCAGAGUGACGUUACUUACGACGUCUCUGCUCACCACCGUCACGCUGUUCUCUGGUAUCAGCAGAGACUUGCCAGCAGUCGCCUAUAUUCGGGCUAUCGAUGUUUGGAUGUUUGGCUGCAUUUUAUUCUCGUUUGCCGCCAUGUCCGAGUUUGCCAUCUGCAAAAUGAUCAAAUAUGUUCACGAGAAACACGUUUUUCGUUCCAUCUCCGACAACAACAAACCUCAAACCAAAUCUGGUGGCGGUGGCGGUGGUGGUGGCGGCGCACCAAACGUUAGCGUCGUUCCGGACUUUUUCCACUCAAGAAAUAUAGGAAGCUUGGCUCUUGUCGCGCAGUAUAGCCAAAUGAGCAAAAACAUGAAAGCUUGGGCCCAUCCUGGCGAUGCUGACAAAAGCGCCGACACACCAGAUGCCGGGGCUAAUGUGAACGGCAAAGACAUCAAUCUGUCUCAGAAGACGUCGUCGGUGGGACCCAUGCCCUUCCCACGCAAGAAGCCUCGGGAACAGCUCUUCCGCCCCCCAAAUUACCCAUUCAGAAUGGCAAGUCAGCGCGCUAAGCGCAGAAUAUGGAUGAAGACCAUUCGGGAUAUUGAAUUCCAAUGGGAUGAUCCCAUAACCGGCGAAACCAAGAUUCUGUGGGAGGAAAUUGAUAGCUUCUCUAGAGUUGUGUUCCCAUGCGUCUUUUUCGUGUUCUCUGCUAUUUACUUCACUGUUCUCUUCCUGCUUUAAUUAUUGGUGCGGGUCGCCUGCCAAAGACCACCACUGCCCUGGAUGUAAUGGACCAUC
Molecule: messenger RNA, 1917 nt
Organism: Hyalella azteca
Lineage: Eukaryota; Metazoa; Arthropoda; Malacostraca; Amphipoda; Hyalellidae
Gene: alka
Product: glycine receptor subunit alpha-4
Exons: 10
Coding region: 286-1860 (524 amino acids)
Biological process (GO): chloride transmembrane transport; regulation of membrane potential; nervous system process
Cellular component (GO): neuron projection; membrane; synapse
Molecular function (GO): transmembrane signaling receptor activity; neurotransmitter receptor activity; extracellular ligand-gated monoatomic ion channel activity
Source: RefSeq, a predicted model, not a curated record